Molecule: messenger RNA, 1455 nt
Organism: Cornus florida
Lineage: Eukaryota; Viridiplantae; Streptophyta; Magnoliopsida; Cornales; Cornaceae
Product: putative glucose-6-phosphate 1-epimerase
Exons: 9
Coding region: 131-1078 (315 amino acids)
Biological process (GO): carbohydrate metabolic process
Molecular function (GO): carbohydrate binding; isomerase activity
Source: RefSeq, a predicted model, not a curated record
AUUUGAAACGCACCGAAUUCUUUUUAUUUCCUUUCUCCGGACCCGUCAACAGUUUCGAGAUUCUAGAGAUAGGUAAGAGAGAGAAAUUGGGAGUUGUGAGAAAUUGGCAGUUUUAAGGGUUUGGGUUAAUAUGAUGUCGGGCGAUGUGGUGUAUGUGCAGCACUGUAAGGGCAUUAAUGGCCUCGACAAGGUGGUCUUGAGAGAGGUUCGCGGCAGUUCUGCGGAGGUGUAUUUAUAUGGUGGUCAAGUUACAUCUUGGAAGGAUGAUCAUGGGGAAGAAUUGCUUUUUGUUAGUAGUAAGGCUACUUUCAAGCCUCCAAAGGCUAUCCGUGGAGGUAUUCCAAUAUGUUUUCCUCAAUUUGGAAGUCAUGGUCCUCUAGAACAACAUGGUUUUGUGAGGAACAGGUUUUGGAGCAUUGAUCCUGAUCCUCCCCAUUUCCCAGCAAUUAGCUCCAAUAAAGCUUAUGUUGAUUUAAUCCUUAAACACUCUGAAGAUGAUGCAAAGAUAUGGCCUCACAGAUACGAGUUUCGCCUGAGGAUUACCCUGGGACCUGGAGGGGAUCUGAUGUUGACAUCCCGCAUAAGAAAUACCAACACUGAUGGAAAGUCAUUCACUUUCACAUUUGCCUAUCACAACUAUUUCUCCGUUUCUGAUAUCAGUGAAGUGCGGAUAGAAGGACUGGAGACUCUGGAUUAUCUGGACAACCUGCAGGGUAGGCAGCGGUUUACUGAGCAAGGGGAUGCGAUAACAUUUGAAUCAGAAGUGGAUAAAGUAUAUGUCAGCACACCAACCAAAAUUGCAAUUCUGGAUCAUGAGAAGAAAAGAACAUUUGUGUUGCGAAAAGAUGGACUUCCUGAUGCUGUGGUUUGGAAUCCCUGGGAUAAGAAGGCAAAGGAAAUCCCUGAUUUCGGGGAUGAUGAGUACAAGCACAUGCUUUGUGUUGAGGCUGCAACUAUUGAAAAGCCCAUCACCUUGAAGCCUGGUGAAGAGUGGAGAGGAAGGCAAGAACUAUCUACAGUUCCCUCUAGUUAUUGUAGUGGACAACUUGAUCCGCGGAAGGUGCUCCAAAGCAGCUAAAGUAUUGGCUUGUAUGGUGCAUUCUUUGUACAGGGCUGUUGUUUUUCUCCUGUCUGGUGCUGCUUCAUGGUGAAUCCUUACCAGGAUUUUUGUUGGAAGGCAUAUUCAUCAAUGGAAUUCACUUCUCAAAAGUACUGUUUAGAUCUAUUGGGAAAAAAUUGAAACAGGCCAGUAAUUGGUGAGUAUAGUACUUUUUAGAUCUAUUGGACUUCUCUUGGACUAUUUCUAUUUUAUUUUUCUUCUUGCCAGAUUUUAGCUCUAUGUAUGUUUUGUAAUGGAUGAUCUUUAUGUAAUUUUGACUGGACCUGCCUUUAAAUUGCUGGUCAUUUUUAUUGUCUUGUAAUCUCAGAACAAAAUCUGCAUUUUUGUUAUUUUUA